Molecule: messenger RNA, 942 nt
Organism: Arabidopsis thaliana (thale cress)
Lineage: Eukaryota; Viridiplantae; Streptophyta; Magnoliopsida; Brassicales; Brassicaceae
Product: alpha/beta-Hydrolases superfamily protein
Exons: 9
Coding region: 74-769 (231 amino acids)
Molecular function (GO): hydrolase activity
Source: RefSeq, marked reviewed
AUCUUUCAUCUCUAGUGCAAGUUAAAACCUUCCGAAAUAAUAAUAUAAAAAAAAAAAAUAUUCUCAUUAGAGCAUGGCUUCUGGUAGCAUAAACGUAAGUGGCUUGGAAUUUGGACAGAUUAAUACUGUUUACCCCACAGGAAUUCAUAAAGCUACUAUAGUCUGGCUACAUGACGUAGGAAACACAGGCUUCAACUCACUUGAGCCUCUGCAAAAUUUGCGUCUUCCCAAUAUAAAAUGGAUUUGUCCGACUGCUCCUAGACGUCGUGUUACUUCCUUGGGUGGAGAGAUAACCAAUGCAUGGUGCGACAUCGCAAAAGUUUCUGAGAACAUGCAAGAUGAUUUUGGAACUUUAAAUUAUGUAAAUGAAUAUAUUACUAGCCUUUUCUCUAAUGAACCACAAAAUGUCAUAAAAGGAGUGGCAGGUCUCGGCUUGGGUGCAGCACAAGCUCUUUAUUAUACGAGUUGUUAUGCCUUUGGAUGGGUUCCCAUAAACCCACAAAUUGUUAUAGGGAUCAAUGGUUGGCUUCCUGGCUGGAGGAGAUUAGAAUACAAUAUGAAUAAUACUAAUUUUGGGACCGCAAAUCGUGCUGCAGCAUCAAAAAUCUUAAUUCUGCAUGGAACGUCUGAUGAUGUAGUUCCCUCUUCAUUCGGAUACAGAUGUGCUGACUCCCUUCGCAUGGCUGGAUUUCCAACCUUGUUCAAACAAUGUGGAGGGGAUCAUGUAAUUAAUGAGAUCCGUGUCUGGCUCACAAACCUUGGGCUUUGAGGAUAUGGUUAAUUUCUGCAUAAAGAAAACAAAUGGGGAGCAAAACUAUUAUCGUACAAUAUAAUAAAGUGUUUAGUUUUGAGCUUUCGUUUUUUGUCUUUGUUAUUCAUAAUCAAUAGUUAAUGUAUUAUUCUUCGUUCGAAACCGUUAAAAAGGUGAAUUAUAUUUCUCCA